Messenger RNA from Sphaeramia orbicularis (orbiculate cardinalfish), 1617 nucleotides. RefSeq names its product carboxypeptidase A5 (gene cpa5). NCBI's taxonomy places the organism in Eukaryota, Metazoa, Chordata, Actinopteri, Kurtiformes, Apogonidae. The transcript is spliced from 13 exons. Gene Ontology annotation, molecular function: zinc ion binding; metallocarboxypeptidase activity. Gene Ontology annotation, biological process: proteolysis. The record is from RefSeq and is a predicted model, not a curated record. Bases 86 to 1486 code for a protein of 466 amino acids.
ACACUGUACCGAUAGUUAAAGUGUUUUCUGAAAUGUGCAUGUAGGAUCUGAAUGUGUCCCAGAUGUCUCUAAAUUUUAUAUAAGAAUGUUGCUGGAGGAUGAAUGGAUUUGGACAAACCCAGUCUCUCUUACUGGUCUGAUGAACAUGGCUGAACAUAAAGGUAGCUUAUUUUGGGAAGAAAAACUACAUUACACACAGUGGUUCACACUCUCAGUCAGAAUGAGGGGGCUGAUCGCAUUUGCUGCUCUGUUUGUGGCUGUUCUGGGAAAGGAGACGUUUGAUGGACACCAGGUUCUUCGCAUCAAGGCGAAGGAUGAUGUCCAGCUGUCUCUGAUCAAGGCCAUGGAGGACAUGGUGGAGUUUGAGCUCGACUUCUGGAUGGAGGGGAGUGAUGUGUCCACCCCAGUCGAUGUCAGGGUCCCUGUCCACACCCUGCAGCCUGUCAAACGUUACCUGGACUCCCGAAACCUCCAGUACUCCAUCAUGAUCGAAGACCUGCAGGUGAUGUUGGAUGAGGAGCAGGAGGAGAUGGACUCUGUUGCUCGUGAUGCUGAGCCCAGAAGUACUGAUGCCUUCGACUACGGCAGAUACCACACUCUGAAUGAGAUCUACAGCUUCCAGGACAUGCUGGUGGCUGAGAACCCCAACCUGGUCUCAAAGAUGGUGAUUGGUCAGAGCUACCAGGGCCGUCCUCUCAACGUGCUCAAGUUCAGCACUGGUGGAACCAAACGUCCUGCGAUCUGGAUCGACACUGGAAUCCACUCCAGAGAGUGGGUCACACAGGCCAGCGGGACCUGGUUCGCCAAGAAGAUUGUGUCUGACUAUGGACGUGAUCCUGCCCUCACCGCCAUCCUCAACAGGAUGGACAUCUUCCUGGAGAUUGUCACCAACCCUGACGGAUACUACUAUACCCACAAUUCAAACCGUAUGUGGCGCAAGACCAGGAAGCCCAACCCCGGCUCCAACUGUGUCGGAGUUGACCCCAACAGGAACUGGGAUGCUGGUUUUGGAGGAGCCGGAGCCAGUGGAAACCCCUGCUCCGAGACCUACCGUGGACCCAGAGCCCACUCUGAGUCUGAGGUCAAGUCCAUUGUGGACUUUGUGAAGUCCCAUGGAAACAUGAAGGCCUUCAUCUCCAUUCACUCCUAUUCCCAGAUGCUCCUGUACCCUUAUGGCUACACCAGGACCCCUGUCAAGGACCAGACAGAGCUGCACAACCUGGCUAAGAAAGCCAUCACUGACCUGGCUUCACUGUACGGAACCAGAUACAGAUAUGGGAGUAUCAUCAACACCAUCUACCAAGCCAGUGGCGGCACCAUCGACUGGACCUACAACCAAGGCAUCAAGUACUCCUACACCUUUGAGCUGAGAGACACCGGUCGUUAUGGUUUCAUCCUGCCAGCCAAUCAGAUCAUCCCCACCGCCAAGGAGACUUGGCUGGCCUUGAUGGCCCUCAUGACCCAUACCAACAAUAACCCCUAUUAAACACGAUGUGGUGAAGCGGAUGUCCCUGUGGAGAGACCGUUCAAAACAAAUAACACAGUUUUAUGACUGAUGUCACCAGUCAUCGUCAUCAUCCUCAUGGUUGUUGAAUCACACAAAUAAAUGAGAACAAU